GCGCUCGGAGCGAGAGGGGACGGGGAGGGAAGAAUGAGGAAGAAGUCCGCCGUGCUGCGCGCCUCGUCCCAACAAAUGCGGGAUUGCUGAUAAAGCGCCGCUCCGGUCAUCCGAUCAUACAGGUCGCACUGUAUGGAAACGAGGAGUAGGCAACAACAGAAAACAACAGCAACAAAUAAAACGCUGUCAAUGCAUGGGAAUCCGGACUCCUCUCCCUUUCUUUUGUGCGUCUCGGUCGGUGGACACGCCGCCUUGGCUAGCGUAUAAGAGCUCCCCGCGUCUCCAUUACCAUUCCCCACUACUGGCUUACCUCCACUACUCCUCCUCCUCUUACUCCUUGUACUGCUACUAUUAUUAGUAGAGCUAUAGUGCUGCUUUUACUAUUGACAGUCUUCUCCGGAUUGUUGGACACUCUCUGGAUAAAAAGGUUCAAGACCUUCAUUAAUCCUCAGCCCACAGUCUGGACGUCAACAUGGGCCGCUGGGAUCACUCAUCCCUCCUGUCCCCUGGCCUGAGGCUAGCAGUCAUCGCAGUCAUUCUCCUCCUCAAGCUCCAUCCCUCACUGGCCGGCGCUCCCCCUGAGCAGAGCUUGGGUGGCUCCGUUUCUGCGGUUUCCACAAAUAAAACUGAAUGCCCCAAGGCUGAAGCAUGCUCAAAGGGGGUGAUCUUACCUGUUUGGGAGCCCCAAAACCCAUCAUUUGGUGACAAGGUUGCCCGAGCGACGGUUUAUUUUGUCGCUCUGGUCUACAUGUUCCUGGGUGUGUCAAUCAUUGCAGACCGUUUCAUGGCAUCAAUAGAGGUCAUCACGUCACAGGAAAAGGAGAUCACCAUCAAAAAACCCAACGGGGAAACCACCACCACCACCGUUCGGAUCUGGAACGAGACCGUCUCCAAUCUUACCCUCAUGGCUCUGGGCUCUUCAGCUCCUGAGAUUCUGCUGUCCGUUAUAGAAGUCAUAGGUCAUGAAUUCAGUGCUGGUGCAUUGGGCCCCUCCACCAUUGUGGGCUCUGCAGCGUUCAACAUGUUUGUCAUCAUCGGGCUUUGUGUGUAUGUUGUGCCUGAUGGCGAGACGAGAAAGGUCAAGCACCUUCGUGUCUUCUUUGUCACGGCCACCUGGAGUAUCUUUGCCUACAUUUGGCUCUACCUGAUCCUGUCUGUCAUCACACCUGGCGUUGUGCAGGUGUGGGAGGGGCUGCUCACAUUCCUCUUCUUCCCCAUUUGUGUGGUGUUCGCCUGGGUGGCCGAUCGCCGCCUGCUGUUUUACAAGUAUGUGUACAAGCGCUACCGCACUGGCAAGCAGCGUGGCAUGAUCAUCGAGACCGAGGGAGACCGUCCACUUCCGCCCAAGGUGGACAUUGAGAUGGAUGGGAAGAUGCUGAACUCUCACGGUGUUGACUUCCUGGAUGGUCCGCUGGGUUUGGAUUUAGAUGAGAAGGAUCUGGAUGAGGAGGAGACCCGCAGAGACAUGGCCAAGAUCUUGAAGGAGCUCAAACAGAAACACCCAGACAAGGAGGUGGAACAACUCAUUGAGCUUGCCAACUACCAAGUUCUGAGCCAGCAGCAGAAGAGCCGUGCUUUCUAUCGAUGCCAGGCCACCCGGCUGAUGACAGGUGCUGGCAAUAUCCUGAAGAAACAUGCAGCUGAUCAGGCACGAAAAGCAGUCAGCAUGCACGAGGUUCGCUCCGAUGCCGGUGACAAUGACCCCAUCUCGAAGAUCCUUUUCGAGCCCGGCUCUUACCAGUGCCUUGAGAACUGCGGCACAGUGGCAGUGAACGUGGUGCGACGUGGUGGUGAUAUGGGCAAAACGGUUUCUGUGGAGUACCGGACAGAAGAUGGCACAGCCAACGCUGGCUCGGACUACGAGUUCACAGAGGGUGUGCUGGUCUUCAAGCCUGGCGAGACACUGAAGGAGAUCCGGGUUGGGAUCAUUGAUGAUGACAUCUUUGAAGAGGAUGAAAACUUCCUGAUUCACCUUUCCAAUGUCAAGGUGUUGACAUCAGAAGGCGAGGAAGCAGAGGAAGGCGAGUCAGCCAAUCAUGUGGACUCGGUGGCAUGUCUCGGCUUACCCUCCACAGCGACCGUUACCAUCUUUGAUGACGACCAUGCCGGUAUCUUUACUUUUGAGGAGCCUGUAUGCCAUGUGAGCGAGAGUGUUGGCACCAUGGAGGUGAAGGUGCUGAGAACAUCGGGGGCUCGCGGCGUGGUCAUGCUGCCAUACAAGACGGUGGAGGGAACAGCACGCGGAGGAGGAGAGGACUUCGAAGACACUCACGGCAUCCUGGAAUUUCAGAAUGACGAAAUCUUGAAGACCAUAACCGUUAGGAUCUUAGACCGGGAGGAGUACAAUAAGCUGUCCUCCUUCUACCUUCUGCUUGAAACCCCCCAAUGGAGACGCGGCGGGAAGGAACAGACAGAGGAACAGCAGAAGGAAGAGGACGAGGAGGAAGAGCCGCUGGCGGGAAAAGAUGAAGAGGAACGACGCAUUGCUGAAAUGGGCCGUCCCAUGCUUGGAGACCACGUCAAGCUGGAGGUCAUCAUUGAGGAAUCAUAUGAGUUUAAGAACACAGUGGACAAGCUGAUAAAGAAGACCAACCUGGCUCUGCUGGUAGGAACCAACAGCUGGAGAGAUCAGUUCAUAGAAGCCAUCACUGUGAGCGCAGUGCAGAAUGAUCUGUGCUGCCAUGGGUACGCGUCAAAAAAGGCACAUCAAACCAGGCGAGGUGAGGAUGAUGAUGAUGAGGAGUGCGGGGAGGAGAAGCUGCCGUCGUGUUUCGACUACGUCAUGCACUUCCUCACCGUCUUCUGGAAGGUCCUGUUCGCCUUUGUCCCGCCCACGGAGUACUGGAACGGCUGGGCCUGCUUUGUCGUCUCCAUCUGUAUGAUUGGACUGCUCACAGCCGUCAUUGGGGACUUGGCCUCUCAUUUUGGCUGCACAGUCGGCCUGAAAGACUCAGUCACAGCAGUGGUAUUUGUUGCGUUGGGAACCUCUGUACCAGAUACUUUUGCCAGUAAGGUAGCUGCUAUCCAGGAUCAGUACGCAGACGCAUCCAUCGGUAACGUGACAGGUUCCAAUGCUGUCAAUGUUUUCCUGGGCAUUGGGGUGGCGUGGUCCAUUGCAGCCAUCUACCACAAUAGCAAGGGGAAGGACUUCAACGUGGAUCCAGGUACCUUGGCCUUCUCCGUCACGCUCUUCACCAUCUUUGCCUUCAUCUGCGUCGCCGUACUGAUGUACCGACGGCGGCCAGAGAUCGGUGGAGAGCUGGGUGGGCCCCGGACUUCGAAGGUCCUGACCACCAUGCUGUUCAUCAGCCUGUGGCUCCUCUACAUCCUCUUCUCCUCACUGGAGGCUUAUUGCCACAUCCAGGGUUUCUAAAAUAAUGGGAGGUGAUGAAGGGAAGGGUGAGGGAGAACAUGGAGGAAGAAGCCAAGGGGAGGUGGAUGAAUGGAUGAAUUUGGAAAUCAAGGCUGUGUCAUUGAUCUAUCACUCCCUACCUUUACGCAACAGAUUGAAUGACCAAUGAAUGGAUGGAUGUACAGAUGAAGAAAUGGAGGACGCAUUAAAGCAUCUGAAAACAAAAUGGAAGGAAGUACGAAUGCAUGGAAGGAUGACGACAAACAUGAAAAUCAAAGGAGCUAAAUAGAUAGCUCAGAAGAUGGAAAAAUGGAAGAAAAAGGUAUAAACUAAGGAAUGCAUCUUUUAUCUUGACCCAUAAACUCAAACCAAUCAAAUUGUCUUAAACCCACCCCUGUUACAAAAUUAUAAAACCAAUCCCCAGCUGUGCUCCAGCAGGUUCAACCAUACAAAAAUGAAAAAGAGUUUUAAUAAGACUAGGAGCUAAAGGUUGAAACAGACUGACACACCAUCACAUUUCCUACAAUAUGUGGCUUCAACAACAGCAGUCCCAUUAAUCCCCUCCUGCUGGUGUUGGAGAAUAGUUGGCAUUUAGCUACAGUGACAGGCACGAGUGAGAUAGAAAAAGACAGAAUAACUGUAUCAGUAUAUAGAUGCAUGGUCAGAUGAUACGGACAACACAAUCAGAAUGAACCAGAUGCAUUGCCACAACUUUUUAAUGACAACAAACUGUGUGUGUAUGCUGGUGUUUGACUGUGUGUUUCUGUGCUUGUGCGUUGUGGGAAGAUGGUUAAGUACUGUGAAAAAAAAAUGCCUCUCGUAUUGUUGUUGCUGAAUGAGGCGGAAUAUGCUUUCGUAUUUGAGGUCUUUUUGACUCUCACUCUCCCAGCCUGUAGAAAAGCUGAGCGAGACUCUUUUGUGGAAGGGCACGUUCAGUGAAAUGUUUUGAACAUCACUGAGGUUAGAAAUGUAAAUACCAAGAGUUGAACAUGCAUUACAGCUCCCCUGUUUUCCUUCUGAAUGUCUUGGUUAUGCCAUGCGCUCCUGAUCGGGCCCUUUCUCUGUUGCUUUAUACUGUAGAUGUAAAUGAUUUAAGGUCUAAUUUGAAUCAAGAAAGGGUUAGUGUGCUUUUACCUUUAAUAAGGCCAUGUCUGAGAAGACAAAAUGGCCACUGUACCGUUUAAAACUGUUAGAGAAACUGUUAUCAUUGCAUAAAUAUUUAGGUUAAUCUUACAUGUGUUUGUUUUUGUUUGGUUUUUUUUAAAUGUGGAUUUCUGUUACCUGGUUUUCCACCAACGAGAUUGCCAGAAUCAUGUGGCAGUCAUCACAUUGCAAUAGACUUGGAAAAACUUCGAUGCCGCCCUCUGUGAAACCUCAUAGGCUGUCUGCUUCUUAACUUUCUCUGUCAUUGUUUAUCUCGUUUUGAUGCCACUUUCCAUUUGGUUCACUCGACAGCUUUAGUCAUAAACCCUGUGUGUCUUAAGCACCUCCCCCUGGCUGGUCAGUGGACCAAUCAAAAUCCUCAAGGGCUUUUUAAAAAAUGACCACUAAUCCCUAACCCUGACCAUGAUUUCUAAUUCUUCAUUUAGCUUGGUCUUUAGUAGGCUAUUUAACAGUGAUUUGUAUUUCUUAAUCUUAGACACCAAUUUCUCAAUUGUUACGACAUUUCUUCAAAGUGGCUAAACUAAACUACAUGACUACUUAAUUGACUGCAGGCAUUGCUAGACCAAGUAUCCAGAAUUACCAAUAAGAAGAAGUGUCCCAAUGAUCCAAAGCACUCUGUUUUGGAGUCUUAAAGACUGUCUAUAAAUUGUGGUCAGCCUUAUUCCAAAUUAUACCAUCCAUGCACUCAUUGUGAUGCUUCUUAAAUACAGUACACUAUUCUUCAGGCAUGUGGAUCAUGAAUGCCUUAACCCAGUGCAAGCAGUGAAUACCUUACAGCAGCCCUGUAGGAACUAAACCAAGACAGCCAGGCUCUGUUUGACAAUUAUGGAGACAUUGGAGACAAUUAUUUAACCCUCAGAACUGCCAUCUGGGACCUGUAUGACCAAGUGAAUUCAACUUAGUUAGGCUCUCUUUGGGUUAAACUGGUGAUUCUGAAUAACCAAUAUGAAUAACAAAGUGGUAGAGUUCAUUUUGGUUAUUUAAGCGCACUAUCUGAUUGGGUUUUGUUUUUUUGUUUGUUUGUUUUUUUACCAUACCUUAUGCUUUCACCUUGAGGCAGUAAUGGAAGUAGAGUGCAAAGAAACCUUUGAGUUACGGGAAGAAAAGUGAUUCUACAAACAUGUUGCUCUGCCACACUACUUUUCAUCUAGAAAAUUGUGUAGCUGGCUUCCCCGAGGGCUUUAAAAAUAAUAAGUAUGCUGUUUCAGGGAACUAGCUACCAAACAGGAUCUCGAGCAACUGCUAAGCUUCUUUGAAAACCCUUGUCAGGUUCUGGACUAGCUGGUAAACAUGUUUCGAUACCUGCUUUCAGGAGCAUGAACACUACUUUCACCAAAAUGCUAGUCAAAUGAGCCACAUUGAACUGCAAAAGCAACAGACUGACCAAGUGACAGAGACUACCUGACUGGGAAUCAUCUUUCAUCAUCGGGAACAUCCAAGAAAUAUAUCCUGAAAAUAUUUCAUGUAUUUUUGCCCAAACAAAACACAAAAGUGUCCCCAAAAGCCUGUCCUGAAAUAUAUGUAAAAAUAUAAAUGUUUAAGGCUAACUUGACUGUCAAAGAGGUUUACACUUCAGACUGUUAACUAUUUUAGUCAUUCAACCUAAAACCACAGAGAUUUCAAUGUUCAAAAAACUUACUGUAUAUGUAGGCCUUCUAAACGUUGUAUGGCACUACACUGUAUGCAUCUAAAUUGGCCAGAAUUUUCCUGCUGAUUUGUGUUUUUUACUUGAUGUAUAAUAUAAUAAGUAGUAUUUUAAAUGUCAUCUGUAAAGUAAGUAGUCUGGGCUAGAUGUAACUUAUUUAAAACUUGGCAAAAAUCUUGUCAUACACAGCAUUCAACCCCUGUGAGAGAGUAGAGCUGAGUAGAGAGCUGGGUUGAAGGAGUUUGGCAAAUAUUCAGUAUCUUAAGGAUGUAUAGCAGUUGUAGGUUGUUGUAAUCUGGGAUUUAUUACUGAUUCACCAAAUGAUUGUCGUGGAAUAGAGAAUCACUGCAGAGUGACUGUAAUAUUCAGAAGGUGAUGUCCAAAAUGAAUACAUGAUGAUUUUACUUGUAUUUGCCAAACUCUGCACCAUGUGAAGCUCUCCAUUAGAGUAGCUGUUUUCUUGUGAAGGCCUUGGAGUGGCAGUUUACCCCUGUUUUGCCAAAGGGAAAUCUUUCUAGCAGAAACUUAAUAUUACAGUCCAAUCUAUAAAGGGUUUUCUAAACAAUGGCUCUUUCUUAAAACACCAAAUAUUAUUCAUGUUUCAUUAACACUCUGAAAAGAGACAAAAAAAUGCCUUGUUGUUUUAACCUAGCCAGAAUCUUUCUAUUUAAAUUUGUAUGCAUUUGUCUCUUCACUGGCAUGGAGCUAAAGGUUUAUACACUGUAAAAAGUUAUGCUAGCUUGCGCAAAAAAGAAAUAACAUUGUGGGAGCUGUUUGCAUCAGUUUUUUGAGUAACUUCAACGGGUUAUGAAUUAUCUUUGAGAUUUCUAUGUCAUGUUGGAUUUACUUAAAACGUGCCUGAUGCCUAAUUUGUCAAGAGUGACCUUGUGCAGGAAUGAAAAGCUUGAUGUAGUUGUUUGCAUUAAAUAUAGUUUGCUGCCAGAAGGUAACAUAAUUUAUAGAUGGAAAAUUAGUUCUUUUGCUGUGCCGGCUUUGUUGCACCGCCUCUGUCAGUGUAUCUACCUUGACUUAAAAGCUAGUCUAACGUGAAGCUAAUAGCAGAUUAAUGACAGCUGUUCAAAGCCCAAGGUGGGAAGCUAAACACGACUAGCAAGUUUGCCUGCUUCACCUGGCACGACUGUCUUUACCCAGUCAAGCUCUAUCUCGUCUAAAGUAACUUCUCCAGGCAAAGAAUCGCAAUAGCGCUUGAAUUUAACUUCUUGUCUUGGUUGGUUUGGACUUUUGAGACUUGAAGGGUCAAAGCUUAGCCAGGACUCCGCUGUAAAUAUAACACUAAGAGCAAGCAAGGAGUUAUGAAAUGUGCUGUAGACUACCGCAGAUUUGAAGAAGUUGGCAGGGUUUUAAAUGAAGGAAAAGCAUUGCACUGGUUCUUGUCGCUUGUGUGAAACAGCUGUUGCUGCAAAGUUGCUUCUGAUGUAAACAACAACAGAUUUAGUUUUUUUUUUUUACUCUAAUGUACACAGUCAUAAUGUUGUACCUGGUGUAGAAAAAAUACAGUUGUGUUGAAUCAGUUGUGAAACAUUAACAAUGUUGCUUCUGAUGUAAAGAUUGACGAUACGUUUUCUACGGCUCGUUCACGUCCUAACUGACUGACUGUCUGUCUGACAGACUGAGGAAUAAAUGAACGCAACACCAGACAGACAGGCAAGCAAACAAACGAAUAAAUGAACGAAAGGAAGGACAAACACCCCUGCUGGUACAAGCUGGGCGACAUCAUGCUGAGACGUUGCUACAGCAAUUUAUGUAGGACACUGCUGGAAAAGAUUAAAAAAAAGAAAAAAACAUUACCCGGAGUUAUUCUCUAUCCUUAAAGUAACAUUUAACAAUUAUGAUAUAAGAAGAUGAUGAUAAAGAGAGGAAGGAGGAGAAGGAAGACAAGGAGGAAGAAGAUGAACAUUAAAGAAAAAAAAAACAUGAAGUUACAGCCAUACCUUGAUUUCUGGGUCAGUGAGGUUGAAAUGGACUUCUCCUGCCCAGCAUGUGUAUUGUUAUAGUGUCUGUCUGUCCCUCUGUGUCUCUUCCCCUUCUUUCUCUGUCUUUCUUUCUCAGUCUCUCUGCUGCCAAAGCAACCAGAACAGGCAGCAAUCCUUUUCAUUGUCUUUUCUUCUCUUCUUCCCAAGUUUCCCUUCUUACCCUCCGUCUCCCUAUGCCAUGUUUUCCAUAUUUUGGAAUGUCAAUGUGCUACUUGUUGACACUGUGCAUGAAUGAUAACAUGUCUGUAUAUAGUAAUAGAGAAUCGUAUCCCAUUCCCCUGGUGUUGACAAAAAAAAUGGUUUGAAUGUUGUACAGAUUCAGGUUUUCUGUUCAUCUUUUAUUCCGUUCGGUUACAUUUUUUUAAACGUGUGUAGAGUUUAAAAGCAGGAUGUUUUUAAUUUAAACAAAGAGGACGACGUCGUUUGUUUUGGAUUAACUUGCACAUUACUGACUAAUUAAUUAAGGUUUUUUGUUAAAAAGGCAAUAUCUGCUGUUAUUGAAUGAGAGAUGAGAUCUUAAAGGAGUUAAUGUAUCUUAAAUAAAUGAUCUAUAUGGGAGUUGCAUGGGUUAUUUGUACAAAACAAAAGAUACUGCUUGCUACUUCUAAUACCGUGGCUGUAUUCUCUGACAGAGGGCGAGGAAUACUGUAUGUACAUCUAAAGGUUAUUUUGUCAUUAAAGAAAUAAUAAUAAUAUUGUGUAUAUACUGUACAGUGUUAUAAGUGAGGUGGACCAUAUGGCCAUCACACAAACCGUAGAGAAUUAAUUCUACAUAUUUAUUUAAAGGAAACAAAAACACUCACUACACUCAAGAAUGACAUAUAUUGCCUUUUUUGGAGAAGUUGUAGUUUGCUUAAAGCUUUUUUCUCUAUCUGCCUCACUCUUUCUUUUCACUCAUCCCUCCUUUUCUGCUGGUUUACUUUAUCCUUCUCUUUGUUCCCCCUCCCCCAUCGUCUUUUUUUGUCUAUUGAAGGGGCGUUUCAGAUGGGCCGUAGUCAAUCUUUUCACCUUUGAUUCUGACUCAGGUGGUGUCAUUUUGUCCGUCUAGUGCAUGUCUGGUUGUUUAUCGCACUGACUCAACACUAUGUUCAUUCCUGCUUGUACUCACCUGUUUUCUGUCUGUCUUCUUUCAUGUCUAUCCUUCUCUAGUUAAGAACAGUAUAUCUGCCUGUUUCCCUAUCUGCCCUGUGUCUUUCAAAGGACAAUUUGUCACCAUCUGUCUGAUUCAGAACCGUCACAUCUUUUUCCACCUCCACACUUUUUCCAUCCUUUCUUUCUUUCUGUGUCCUUCUCUCUCACAGGGUGUAGUUGGGGAUUUAAUGUUUGUUCAUUUUGAUUUGGUGUGUUUUUUUAAAUGGAAUAAUAACCACAACAGUUAUAAUAUUGGUAAUAAUAAAAUCUUUGUCUUUUGUUUCUAUAUUUUGGUUUAACAGUCUUUCUUUUCAUUUUGCCGGCUGUCCUAUGUAUGUGUGCGUGUGUUAAUUUUCUCUUCUUUUUUUUUAAAUUAAUUUCUGUUGAGCAACCAACUGAUAGGAGGAAAGUUGUCGUGUGUGUGUGUGUUGCCACUAACUGUGACUGCUCUCCAUGGUACUUCUGAUAAAACCAAUAAAAUAAAGUUUGGGAUACCCUGUUUCAGAGA
Scatophagus argus is the source of this 9794-nucleotide messenger RNA. RefSeq names its product solute carrier family 8 member 1b (gene slc8a1b). Gene Ontology annotation, biological process: calcium ion import across plasma membrane; sodium ion transmembrane transport; cell communication. NCBI's taxonomy places the organism in Eukaryota, Metazoa, Chordata, Actinopteri, Scatophagidae. Gene Ontology annotation, molecular function: calcium:sodium antiporter activity. Bases 473 to 3373 code for a protein of 966 amino acids. The transcript has 12 exons. The record is from RefSeq and is a predicted model, not a curated record. Gene Ontology annotation, cellular component: postsynapse; axon; sarcolemma.